Messenger RNA from Bolinopsis microptera, 967 nucleotides. RefSeq lists its product as uncharacterized. The transcript has 2 exons. The record is from RefSeq and is a predicted model, not a curated record. NCBI's taxonomy places the organism in Eukaryota, Metazoa, Ctenophora, Tentaculata, Lobata, Bolinopsidae. The coding region runs from base 6 to 779 and encodes 257 amino acids.
CCCAAAUGGAUGAAUCUGAACUACCAGCACCACCACCCUAUGAGGUUGUAUCUAAUACCCAAUAUUUCAAUCCUGAUCCUAAUAUCCAAUAUUACAAUCCUGAAGUGACAAUCAAACAGCCACUCAGCUAUGCGUGGCAGGAUGAGAGUAGCGCUGUAGUAUCGAGUGUUACGUCUGGAGGGCUCAGGCUAGACAAAGCUAAGAAGAUUGGGAACAGGCUUGUCAUAGACUUUGAAAAGAUUUCUUGCUGUCCUUGGGAAACCACUGGACUUGACCCCGAUUGUAAGAAUUACAUACCAGAUGAAUUGAGAGCUAGAGGAAUAACCCAAAAUAAGUGGUCCCAAUGGUGCGAGGAUCUGACGAAGAUUCAAAAGAAAUCCCCAUCAACUGGAGGGUGCUUGUGUACGUUCUGUUUUCCUGGUCUUUUUCCUCAAGCUAUGCUGUGUGUAAUAUUAUGUCCUAUUUCUGGAGACCACUGUCUGAAAUGCCUUCCGUGUUUCUAUGGUGACUGGUAUGUUGCCCUUGUGAAGUGGCAACGAAACGUUAAUGAAGUCCUCAACCCGUUAGAUAUGCACGCCAAGCUUAAGACUUACAAGCCUUUUCAAAAGGCUCCCAUAUCUAUUGGAUACAGUGGGAGGAUAUCAGGUAAAGACCACAACUACGAGAUGAGUAUGUGGGAGAUUGCCCUUACAGCAGCAGAGAGUCAGAAGCUUAUGGAAGAAAGCUGGGAUAAUGGUGUUGCAGAUGGGUGCACUUCUGGUAUUGGCAGGAAUCUAUAAUGGUGGCACCACGUGAUGAUAUGCUGCAAUUGUUAUGGUGUGGAUUUAUUGAAACAAUCUAUUGUUUUUUAUAUCAUUUCGUUCGAGGUAUCUGAUACUUUUUCAGAUAAUUAGGUCAACUGUCAGUAUUUUUUCAUGGAUUGUGAGUUUAUUUUUAACUCUGAGGUACAGAUUUUUAAUAUAAUAUU